Messenger RNA from Bombus huntii, 2159 nucleotides. RefSeq names its product bleomycin hydrolase. Gene Ontology annotation, biological process: response to toxic substance; L-homocysteine catabolic process; proteolysis. The record is from RefSeq and is a predicted model, not a curated record. The coding region runs from base 138 to 1508 and encodes 456 amino acids. The transcript is spliced from 4 exons. Gene Ontology annotation, cellular component: cytoplasm. Lineage: Eukaryota; Metazoa; Arthropoda; Insecta; Hymenoptera; Apidae. Gene Ontology annotation, molecular function: cysteine-type aminopeptidase activity.
AAAGUCUUUUCAAUUACCGCGCACUCCAGAGAACAGAACGGUUCAGCAUUCCACGGGCACCAACCCACUCAUCUUUUCCCUAAAACCACGUAACUUAACGUAACAGCAGUUACAGCAAGAAGAAUUCAUACAUCACGAUGGUUGCCUUAGCAGGUCUCUUGACGACAGAAGUUCUGGAUCAACUACGUGCAAAAUUCUAUGAAGAUAAUCGCAACACUUUGGCACAAAAUGUGUGUACAAGAACCAAUCCCUUGGAAGCUUGCAUUUCGCGAAAGGUUUUGCAAGAAACGCAGCAUGUGUUUAGUCACAAGAUUGCAAUGGAAGGAAAACCUAUAACUAAUCAAAAAAAUUCUGGCAGAUGUUGGAUAUUUUCCACUUUAAAUGUUAUGAGGAGUGCCUUUAUGAAGCAAUAUAAUUUGGAUGAGUUUGAAUUCAGCCAAGCUUAUUUGUUCUUCUGGGAUAAGAUCGAAAGGUGCAAUUAUUUCUUACAUAAUAUUGUAAAAACUGCUAAACGAAAUGAACCUGUAGAAGGUCGGUUAGUGUCAUUCUUAUUACAUGAUCCUAUUUGUGAUGGCGGACAAUGGGAUAUGGUCGUUAAUCUUAUAAAUAGACAUGGUCUUGUUCCUAAAAUCUGUUUCCCAGAAUCAUACAAUUGCGAAUCUAGUUCGCGCAUGAAUACACUUUUGAAAAGUAAACUUAGAGAAUAUUCCAAAGUUUUAAGAGAUUUAAUAUCCAAUGGAGCAACAGAUGAACAAUUAGAAGCUCAGAUUCUAGAACAAAUGGUUGUAAUCUAUCGAAUAAUUGGUAUUUGUUUAGGCAUACCUUCAAAAACAAUCACCUGGGAAUAUUAUGACAAGUCAAAGAAUUAUAAUUGUAUUGGACCUAUUACACCAGUAGAAUUUUAUGAGAAAUAUGUGAAACCCUACUACAAUGUAGAUGAUAAAGUAUGUUUAGUAACAGAUCCUAGGCCAUCUAAUCCAUAUGGAAAGCUUUAUACCAUAGACUGUUUAGGAAAUGUUUUGGGAGGAAGACCUACACUCUAUAAUAAUCAACCACCUGAAUUAUUAAUGAAAUUAUGUGCAGAAAGUAUAAAACAAAAUGAACCUGUAUGGUUUGGAUGCGAUGUGAACAAACGAUUAAUAGCUAAACAAGGAAUACAGGAUUUGAGAGCGUAUGACUUUGAAUUAAUGUUUGGAACUGAUAUCCAAGUUAAUCUUACAAAAGCUGACAGAUUACUUUAUGGAGAUUCUAUGAUGGUUCAUGCAAUGACACUUACAGCUGUUUCAAUCGAUAAUGAAGGUAAAAUUAAACAGUUCCGAGUAGAGAAUUCUUGGGGAGACGAUCAAGGACAAAAAGGAUAUCUAUUACUAACAGCCGACUGGUUUUCCGAAUUUGUUUUUGAAGCAGUUAUUGAUAAAAAAUUGGUACCUGCAGAUGUUUUAGAUGUAUUUAAACAAGAACCCAUUACCUUACCUGCAUGGGAUCCUAUGGGUACACUUGCUCACUGAUAAUAAUGUAAGCUAAAAACUAUUUCAAGAUAAAAUAUUUUAGUUAAAAAAAGUGUAUAUAUAACAUAAAAAAUUAAACAUCAAAUACAAUUUUGAGCGCAUUGGUACAGCAAAGUACAAUAAAUUAAGACUUUAACACUUUUAUAGUUCAUUAACAACAAUUAAGGAAUAACUCUAGAAAGUUGAAUUAUGAUAUUUCGAUUAUUUAACGCCUAUUCAGGUUUAAAAUAAUAUAUAUUGCUAUAAUUAAUAAAAUAUUAAGAUUGUAUAUUUAACAUAGUUCCUAAAAUUUAAGAUAAUCACAUGUGUAAUUUUGUUUCUAAUUUAUAGUUUGUGUUUACUUAAGAAUAAUUGCUUUCGUUUCUUUCUUUUUUUUUUAAUUAUAUUUUAAAUGUCACUUAAGUAUAUAAGUUAUAUGUAAUUUAACUAUACGAAGAAACCAAAAGAAGUUAGAAAUUAAAAGAUGUACUAUUAUAUGUGUUCUACAUAUGCAUACUUCAUAAAGUAUUGCUUCAUUAAGUUUAUUUAAAAAGCUUCGAAAAUAUAGUAUUUGACUUCACAUUUACAUAUUAUACCUCUAUUUUAAAUGUUUUUUAAGUUGAAAAGAAACUUAAUAAUUGUAUGAAGAUUAAUAAAAAUGUUGCAAAUGUA